Molecule: messenger RNA, 8259 nt
Organism: Xyrichtys novacula (pearly razorfish)
Lineage: Eukaryota; Metazoa; Chordata; Actinopteri; Labriformes; Labridae
Source: the annotation of a GenBank genome assembly
CUUCCUUUCAUUCCGGUUAUCCGUCUGCGUAGGGUGUGCUCCGGAGCUAGUCUCGGCACACAUUUUAUUAUUAUGAAACAAACCAAAAGCUAGAGAGCACACGCAGACAUAUUUUUAUAAGAAAAAUAAAAAUCGGUGAAGCAGGAUUUGAUUUGCCAACUCAAGCAACGCUAAGAAGACGACGCUGCCUUCGAAACCGAACGAAAGACGAACCGAGAGGAACGUUAAGCGAGACACGGAGCGAGUCAUUGUUGAGAGCGUGGGUGAUAAACGUGAGGUAGUUAUACUAAACUGUUAGUUUGUCCCCUCUUACGGACUCUGUCACUCUAGUAAUCAGCCUAAAUUACAACUUAACGUCGAACAUUUGUUGUAGUUCAGCGAACUGUUCGACGGUUAGGGAGUAGAAACUGGUUAUCAGUUAGGCCACGCUCCGACAUUUUGCUAACCGAGCUAACGGGCCCGCGUUGCUAACGGCUAAAGCUGCCUGCGCUUUCAGAUUUAAGGAAACCGUUGAAGCGGGAAAGAAGAAACCUUUUCAGUAGAUUGGGUGAGAUCGCCCCUCAGUAGUCUACCGCAUUUAAGUGAUUUAAACCUUAAAAUCAAGUCGUCAGUCAUGAAUCCCAGCGCGCCCAGUUACCCCAUGGCCUCCCUCUAUGUGGGAGACCUGCAUCCAGACGUCACUGAAGCCAUGCUGUACGAGAAAUUCAGCCCGGCUGGGCCCAUCCUGUCCAUUCGAGUGUGCAGAGACAUGAUCACCCGCCGGUCCCUCGGCUAUGCCUAUGUGAACUUCCAGCAGCCUGCUGAUGGUAUGAUCACCCAGACACAGCACAGCUAACACGACGGAGCCGCACCACAUGACUCCAUUUUGAACAUGUGUUGAUUUUACCUCGCUUGUUGCCACAUUUGAAAUUCAGAUUAUCUGGUUUAACAUGUGGAAAUAUUAUGAAGUCUGUAUUACUGACUAUGUUAUACGUAGUAUGAUCUUUCGACGUCGUAUUAUACAAUUGAAACAAUAUGGUAUAACAGUAUACUCAAACUGUACAGUACUGAUCGAACUUGAACUGGUGAAUUUAUUACUCUUUUGACCUGUCUGCAGCUGAACGAGCCUUGGACACCAUGAACUUUGACGUGAUCAAGGGCAGGCCCCUCCGCAUCAUGUGGUCUCAACGAGACCCCUCCUUGCGGAAGAGUGGGGUUGGGAACAUCUUCAUCAAGAACCUGGACAAGUCCAUCGAUAAUAAGGCCCUCUACGACACCUUCUCUGCCUUUGGAAAUAUUCUUUCCUGCAAAGUAGGCGGGGCACAUUCCUUAUGUAGACUUUGUGUUUGAGUGCUUUACAAACAUACCACUACUUUGCAUGACUCAAGAGUGCUAUAGGUUGAACUGAAUGUGUGAUUUGAGUAUUUAAAUGCAUGGGUUUGAGAUUGUUUUUGACAUGCUCAAAUUUCCUCCUUCUAAGGUGGUUUGUGAUGAAAAUGGCUCAAAGGGUUACGGCUUUGUGCACUUUGAGACCCACGAGGCUGCUGAGCGGGCCAUUGAAAAAAUGAAUGGCAUGUUGCUCAAUGACAGAAAAGUGUAAGUCUAACUACUACACGUCUACAUUAACUGGUGUCUUGUGUUAUCUAAUCAAGGUUUGUGUGCAACUGCAUUAGUCAGUAAUACUGUGUGGUUUUGUUUUUUUUGCAGCUUAACUGGAACAUUAGAAUCCUAGAUAAUAAGGCUAGGUUUGGACCAUCACACAGCCUUACAUUAAGGGCACAUGAUAAUCAUGCUGAGUGUGUGCUGUCCUGAAUUAAAUAAAGAGGCACAGGAUCUUGUAAACAUUGUGCAUUGCACCCCUGGAUGCAUGGUGUGGAGCGGAACAUAAAUAGUUAGUGUUUUAGAUUGACUGAAUGAGAAACCCUCUCUGCCUGCUCUCCAUAGGAGAUUAAUCUUGGUCCUGUGUGCAAUGUGAAGAAAUGCCUUAAAGAUGGGUGUAACUACCUGGAUUGCAUUACUUAAGUAAAACAUGCUGAUAGCUUAAACAUCUGUUAGGAGAGUAGAAUAUAUAUAUAAGUUUAGACAAUACUUGCGAUCCAGGUUCUUUUUUGUAUAGAAACAUCCUGGAAAAGUCUGACGUUCAAGUUUUGCAAACAUUUGUUUCUCUAUAAAUUUGCUUUCUAACAUCUUCACUCCACCAACAGAUUUGUUGGACGUUUCAAAUCUCGUAAAGAGAGAGAAGCUGAGCUUGGGGCCCGUGCUAGAGAGUUUACCAACGUGUAUAUCAAGAACUUUGGGGAGGACAUGGAUGAUGAGAAGCUGAAGGAGCUAUUUGGUAAAUAUGGUAAGACAAUAAUAAAAAAUUGUUCCCUGAUUUUUUUUUUUUUUGAUUUAAAACUCCCCAAUUCAACAACUGGAUCCUUCACCCCUGAAAUGUGUUUAAUGUGUUCAUGAGCUGUUACAUUUUUUUUUAGGGCCAGCACUCAGUAUCCGAGUCAUGACUGAUGAGAGCGGCAAAUCAAAAGGUUUCGGCUUUGUGAGCUUUGAAAGACAUGAGGAUGCACAAAAGGUCAGUGUUGUGGCCUAAAUGUUGAUUUGGGUCAUAAAUUUUUCUCAGACUAUUAUUAUAUCUCUGACUUUGACUCUCAAUAAACAAUGGGCUGGUGCUCCAUUGCUCAUCUAACUGCAGGCUGUGGAUGACAUGAAUGGAAAAGAACUGAAUGGCAGGCAGGUGUACGUGGGCCGUGCACAGAAGAAAGGGGAGCGCCAGAAUGAGCUGAAGCGCAAAUUUGAGCAGAUGAAACAGGAUCGCAUGACCAGAUACCAGGUUUGUUGGCCCCCCACUGUGAUAAAUGUACUCCUAUUUUCAGCUGAGUAUAGCUGUCAGUGCACUGAUGUGGACCCUCUAAUUCAUCCUGCAUUGAUGCAUGGUAUUGAGAGACUGAUUUCAUAUCAAGUGAGUAGAGUCAGUCGCUCUCUGAGAGGGUUUGUUUGGUAUAACACACAAACAACACAAAUUCAAAUAAUGACUAGGAACAGAACAAGGGAACAGAACUAGAAUGUGAACUGAAUGGAUUUGCCAAUAUAAUAAUGGUGCUGGUCUUCUUGCCUUGGUUAUGAGGGAACAUGCAAGGAUUGAUGUUAUGAAGUAUACAAAUGAUGUCAGGCUGAUUAUCUGAAUGUGAGCACCUAGGGCCAUCAUCUGAUCACACAGGGGACAUAUUGAAACAGUAUAAAUGACCUCUGAGACCCUGUAACUAUGCUUAGGCCCCCUGUCUUUACCCCUCAGCACCCUCAAUCAUAAGCAUUCAUCGUACAUUUUCAAGUACUGUCUUAAGUAUUGAUACAGACUGGUGGCAUUGUUGCAUAUCAUAGAGAUUUCAACUUCUGAGAGUCGUGGCCUUCUUUUUAAAGUAACUGAACCCUAAAUAGCACAGUUGGACGGUAACAACGUGACAGAUGGGAGUUAGAUCAGAAGUGCACCACUUAAGGAAUUCUUUGGGAGUAUAACUGUCAGCUGAAACCGAAACCUUAAUUAAACAAAUGAACUCACACGUACAAAAAACAAAUGGUUCCACACGACUUACCUCGGACUAUACCAAACUCCACCGGCCGAUCAAGGAGAAAGCUUUGAGCCAUUAAUUUGUACAGAUCCUUUCAAAGCCUUUGUGGUUUAUUUUAACCUUUUUGAACAGUGGAUAUGCAACAUGUAUUACGGUGCUCCACCCUUUAAUUGAUUGAGACACGAGAAAGAAUCCACAUGUUUACAGUGCACCCUGAUGUGUGAAUCAUCAAAAAUGUUUUUUUUUUUCUUUCCCUGUAGUCUGAUCUCUCUUGGGUUACUUUAGGGAUUGUCAUCUCUGUUUUUUUGCAAUGUAUGACGGUCCCAUGUCAUUUUCCCUUCCUCAGGGUGUAAACCUGUAUGUGAAAAACCUAGAUGAUGGUCUUGAUGAUGAACGUCUGCGCAAAGAGUUCUCUCCAUUUGGAACCAUCACAAGUGCUAAGGUAAAGACUUGUGUUCCUGCUAAUGAAAUUUGUGAACGUGUAAUAACUGGAUUUCUUCAAGUGUAUCAUUUGUUAGUAUCAUGAUGGCUAUUGGGAUAAUGCUGUCUGUUUAUUCUUCCAUAGGUAAUGAUGGAGGGUGGACGCAGCAAAGGCUUUGGCUUUGUGUGCUUCUCUUCCCCGGAGGAGGCCACUAAAGCAGUAACAGAGAUGAAUGGCCGUAUUGUUGCCACUAAGCCACUUUAUGUGGCCCUGGCCCAGCGCAAAGAGGAACGUCAGGCCCACCUUACCAAUCAAUAUAUGCAGAGGAUGGCCACUGUCCGUGCGGUGCCCAACCCUGUGCUGAACCCAUAUCAGCCUGCUCCACCUUCAGGCUACUUCAUGGCAGCCAUUCCUCAGGUGAUAACAUAUUCUUUAGUCCUUGUUUUGUUUUAUGAGGAUGAAUAAAUAGAAAAUGUUUGUAGUAACUCUGUUGAAGAGACCUUAAAAUCUUUGUCCUUAACCUUCUCAGGCCCAAAACCGUGCUGCAUACUACUCUGCAAACCAACUGGCCCAGCUCCGCCCCAGCCCCCGUUGGGCCACUCAAGGAGUGCGUCCUCAGCGUAAGCACGCCCAUUUAAUUUCAUACUUGGUUGCUUUGAUCCUUUAAACUUGCACCUUCUGCAUAGUUGACAUUAAAUGAUUGAAAAUCGCACUUCUUCACUUCAGACCAAUAAAAUUGUUUUCCCUCCAUUGUAGACUUCCAAAACAUGCCCAAUGCCAUGCGCCCAUCAGCCCCAAGGCCUCAGGCCUUCAACACCAUCCGUCCCACCACCACCACCAACACCCAGGUCCCACGCAUGAUGGCUUCCCAGCGUAUGCGUAAGUGUUUCAUCUUCAAAUACAGUUUUUCAGAAUCAUUUAUUAAUGGCCCCGCGACAGAGUUCGUGGAAUUUGUUUUUCGGUACAGCUCAUCAUGCUCACAUUAAGAAAUAAAAAAAAAUGCAACAACACAAUAAUACAGUUUUUGUUAACUGUCAUUGCUCUUUUGAUUCAUGAUGCAACUUCGUGUUUGCCUUCCAUACCACAGCCACCCAAGCCCUCAGCCAACGUCCUACUGGUGCUUCAGCCACCGCUGCUCCAGUGCGUGCCAUGCCCCAGUACAAGUAUGCUGCUGGUGUGCGCAACCCUCAGCAGCACAUGGCCUCCCAGCCACAGGUCACCAUGCAGCAGGUAAGUUUGACUUUGCAGCCAUUGUUCCAGACAUUGACAACAUGGACAUCACUCAAUAACAAAUACAAAUUAGUUUUUUUCAUAUUUCCAAAAGAUGGAAUGUGUAGGAAAACUGACUGCCCCCACACAAGCUGAUUCUUGAAAGCACAUGACAGUGCUUUGUUUGUCUAUACUAGGGGUCGGCAACCCGCGGCUCUGGAGCCGCAUGCGGCUCUUUCUUCCCUAAGCUGCGGCUCCCAAUGGAUUUGGAAAAUAAAUAAUAAAUACUUAAUUGCAUUUUAUUUUAUUAUUAUUAUUAUUUUUUGUAAUUCUAAAUUCAAAGAUUAUAAUGCUCUUGUAACAUUAAAUAAACUAUUAAGGCUGCAACAACGAAUCGAUUAAGUAGAUUCGUCGUGACGAAAAAAUCCGUUGCCAACAAAUUCUGUAAUCAACUCGUCGGGUCUUUAUAUAUGUCCAUGGACACCGGCGUGUAAACAUAAGCAGGACGCACAGAAAAGAAACAGCCAUGGCCGAGGCAGCGGCUGAGAAAAACAUGGACACAACCCAACCCAAAUCCUGACCUAAAACAUCAGUGGUGUGGGAAAACUUCACCAAGACUGAAAAGGAAGGCGUUCAGUGCAACAUUUGCAAAGACCGUUGUGCAUGGCUCGGGAGUACAUCGAUGAUGCGUGAGCACAGGGCUCUCAAGUCUCACGCAUUCAGCGUAUGACACACGCAUUCCCACUCGUUCACACGCUCACACACCACACAGUGUAUUCCUCACGCAUUUAAAUGAACACGGUGAUGUCCACCAAGUUGCACUUCUUCAACUUUGGAACUGGGGGAAAUCAACUGAGUUCCUCCGAGAGUUCAGAAGCUGCGUGCCACGCACAAGCCAAUCAAAUAAAGUAUAUCUACUGAACAGCCAAUCAAAAAGCAGCAUUGCUGUAUCCGGGUAGAUUUUGAUAUCUUGCGGUUUAACUACAGAAGAAGACAGACACUCGCCGAAAUAGUUCAUUUAUUUCAUAAAUGCAACUCGCUACAGUUUUUUAUAUACUUUGUAUAAAGGUAAAAAAAAAGAUAUAUGCAAUGUUAUCUUCAUUUUAGAUGUCAAAGAGGUUUUGUGGCUCCCUGUGUUUUCUUUUCUGUGGGAAACUGGUCCAAGUGGCUCUUUGAGUGUUUAAGGUUGCCGACCCCUGGUCUAUACUUACAAGUGCCUAUCAUUAGUUAUAACUUUUGAUGACCAGAUUCGGUUCUGGACGUAUCUAGUGUGUUUGAGGAGAGACUCAGCCUGCACACCACAACAUGGAGACCAUUUCCUUACACUUAUUGACCACAAGAUCAGAGCAAAAAACUGCUUUAAAGACUGACAUAUAGCAAAUUUACAACCAGGUUUAGCAAGUGUCUGUGUCAAUGAUCAUAAUUAGAGAAGGACUCAACACCACAUUCACGUUUGCAUUCCUCUGUUAGUUUGUUAUUUAGCUGUAGAUUGUUGUAGCUUCUCGAAAGCCGUUUUGCUGUCAGUCCAUUUGAAGCUGGUUUUCUGGAGUGUCCCUGAUUCCCCUUUGUUUUUGUGCUUUUGCCCUCAGCCUGCUGUCCAUGUCCAAGGACAGGAGCCCCUGACUGCUUCAAUGCUGGCUGCUGCCCCUCCUCAGGAACAGAAGCAGAUGCUGGGUUAGUAUUUCAUUUGUUGGAUGUACAAAGAGCCAUAAUUAACAGAACAAGCCAGCAGAAUUGUCUGUCGUGACUUGUGGUCAGCCAUUAUCAUUUUUUUAAUGGCCAGGAGUCAAUUGAGAUUGUAGAAAGCAGGUUGGCCUAUUGUCUGGAUAUAAUGCAUGUAUAGCUAAUUUCACUUUAGGGUUUGAAGAAACACAUAAUUUCAUCAUAAGGCUCAGUAUUAAGAAGAUGCCUGGUUAGCCGGUGACAUUCAUUAAUGGGAAUUUUUUUAAACCUAAAAUACCUGAAAUAUGAAAUACAUUAGUUUAUGAUUAAAUUCAGGAUUUAACUGGCAUUUGGGUGAAGCAAUUGUAUGCUUACCCAUGUAUGUAUGUAUGUGAGUGUAGGCUGAGGCUGAGUACUUCAAUAUACCAUUAAUCGUCCUGACCAAUCAGUCUAAAAUUGACUAUUAAUGACUCCUAUCCAGCACAUUUUGUGCAGUCUAGAGGGCAUGGCUAAUAGUUUCUGAUACCUGUCUUUUUUUCUUCUGACAGGUGAGCGUCUGUUCCCACUGAUUCAGAACAUGCAUCCCAGCCUUGCAGGCAAAAUCACAGGUAUGCUGCUGGAGAUCGACAACUCAGAACUUCUCCAUAUGCUGGAGUCUCCUGAGUCCCUGCGCUCAAAGGUCAGUUAAUGGCUUAUUUAAUAUGCAUAUUUUUGGACGAGAUUCAAAUUUCAUUUUAAACCUUUAUAAAAUGAUGCUGGAUGCAAGCAGAAUCAGCACAAAGAGAAACUCAGAAUACUUGUUGUAGUCUGAUCAUACUGCUUGAAUGAGUUGCAUGGAAAAAACUUUAUCUGUCUGUUGUUUCAGGUGGAUGAGGCUGUUGCUGUGCUUCAGGCCCACCAGGCCAAAGAGGCUGCUCAGAAGUCCACCACCCCUGCUGGUGUUCCCAGUGUCUAAGGUAUGAUGAGGUCACAUUAAAAGACACAAGUAUAAAAGCACACUGUGGGCAUAAUUAUAAACUGUGAUGUUUUAUCUUACAGAUUGCGCAUUUUGAAACCUGCUUCACCGAUGGAAAAAGAAAAAAAAAUUAAACAUUGAAAAACCUAAAACUCUGAAAACAUCGCAAAAUGAUAAAUCAUUUCUUAAAAAAAGAAGAAAACAAUUGACUUUGCCAGGUCUAGGAACGGUUUGACUAGACCUUGAUCAUAAAUAAAAAUUUGUUUAAAAAAAAAAAGCAAAAUAUAGAAAAUCAAAUUAUAAAUUUGAAUGCAUUCCUGUUUUAUGUCAUUUUACUGUGUCAGUGCUCUGAUUAUCAGCCAUGUUUAGGAAGGUGAUCACUGAGCAUUUUGAGAGGUGAUUUGUAUUGUAAACUGGCUGUAAUAAAUUCUCAUUCAAUACCUAUGUGUCUGUUUUUUUUUUUUUUUUUG